UUGUGACUUCAAAAGAUUUACUCCCAGACGUGGAAGCAAUCAUCUCAUCAAAUAAAUGUCUUCACUCCAAACUCUUCGACGCCAGCUAGUCUAGCUACCAGCCAGCGUUUCUCUGCCACUUUCUGUUGCCUCGAGGUGGAUGUCUUUUUGAUAAGUUCAGUUGGCACCAAACAUGAACUCUUCUUUAGCUUCUAGAAGGCGGCCCGAUCCGCCCGAGCGUGUUCCUUCUCCUCAUGAUAGAGGUGACCAUGGCCACACAAUAGUGGUUGCCACAGCCACGGCGGUUCCCGUUGCUUCAAUCAGCAACCAUGAUUCUGCGUCGAGGCACCAGGACAGGACGGUUCUACAGAUUCCGUCUCGUCCCACGGGUGGAGCAGUGUGGACCCAGACUAUGAUUGAUCUGAAAACACGAGACGUCUUUGAUGACCACGAAGACAGUGUCAAUAACGACAGCAGCAGCAACUGCAUCCCUCAAUCAUCCAUGGCAACAGCCACGACAGCAGCUCAAAGUUCCACUAGCAGCUUCAACUUGGAAGACGAAGAAGAGUGGUACCGAAGAGCACACAAUAAUAACAGCAGCACCCACAGUUUCUAUCAAUCCGACAAUGAUUUGGUCAGUGACAUUGCAGAAGAAGAAGAACCAUCUCAACACGAAAGUAAUACCAUUCUUGGAGUCACAGUCUACAAACCACCCGGUCGACAACAAGUGGGAAUUGGAAUUUCCAAUUGUGCCACUGUCGAUGGCAUUCUAGUGACCAAAAUUCAUCCCGACAGCAUAUUUCUCAAUACCAAUCUACAGGUAGGAAUGAAGAUUCUACGCAUCAACGACACGGCCGUCUCCAACGCGUUCCCGGCAGACUAUGUGGCCAUGCUGUUGCGAGAAGUCGACGGAUGGAUCACCUUGCACGUCAUGGAUGUACGCGAUUUCUUGCCCGAUGACAAGAAGAAUUCUAGAUUAUUGGACUUGUCACGGCCGGAAUUGCAAUGGACCACCGUUUCCAUUUACAAACCCCAUGCAGACGCUUCCGUGGGAAUUGGAAUUGCCGACCGAACCACCGUCGUUGACAACAACAUACACCCGCGACAUUUCCCGUCAUUGCUAGUUUUGCAGCGGGUGGUGUUUAUGCCAAAAGUUCCAGUGCCAAGUUGCUCCGAUGCGGGAUGCGGCUCUUGAGCAUUAAUGGAUUCCCCUGUCGAGGGAGAGAUGAUGCCAUCGCCAUGCUGCAAAUUGCGGUCGGCUACCUUGAAAUCACGGCCGGGCCAGAAGAUAUGGUGUUUGUCUGUUCCGCCACCAAAGAACAGCAGUCGUUGGGACUCUGUUUGCAACAAUACGACGAACAAACGCUGAUCGAAUACAUGACGGACGACAGUCUCUUUGCCGACAC
Seminavis robusta is the source of this 1385-nucleotide messenger RNA. The record is from the annotation of a GenBank genome assembly. Lineage: Eukaryota; Bacillariophyta; Bacillariophyceae; Naviculales; Naviculaceae.